AUGUCAAACUCCACGGCUGAUGGCCGCCUCCAUCGGUAUUGGCCAGAAAGAAAUCUGAAUCUGUUUGAAUACCAGCCAAGCGGUGAUGCUACCUGGUACCAUCUCGCCGAUGCCAACACACUUAUCUUCAUCGGUGGUCUCUAUGAUUCCUUCCUUUCCGUACCCUACGUCCCAUUACUUGCUUCAUAUAUCCACCAAGUCCCUAAUUGGAGUCUCAUGGAAAUCCAGCUGUCAUCGUCUGGUGUUGGUUGGGGCACUGGUGAUCUCUGCCGGGAUGCUGAAGAAAUUGCGAAGGCUGUGGAAUACCUGCGAGGCUCUACCACAAACUCGAAGGCAGAUACCGCUGUCACCAGCCCCACUGGCAAGAUAGUCCUGAUGGGUCUCAGCACAGGCUGCCAAGACGUUCUCCAUUAUUUGUAUCACAACCCAGAGCAAAAGAGACCUCCGGUUGAUGGGGCGAUCCUCCAAGCUGCAGUCUCUGACCGUGAGGGACUUGUAAUGAUGUGUGAAAGAGACGAGCAUGUCCAGCGGGCUUAUGAGGAAUGUCUGCGCAUUUCCCUGGAGAGCCAAACAGAAGACUCGAAUGGCAAGAUAUUCACUCUACCUCCCGAAACCACCUCCAUUGUUGGCUGGCCAAGAGGCCUGGUUUCGUGCAAGAGAUUCUUGUCGCUAGUGUCGCCUUUUUCUCCCGAAAGACCUGGCGAUGACGACCUUUUCUCUUCCGACCUUUCGGACGAAGCAUUGAGCCAAACUUUUGGAGCAGUGGCCAAAUGUGGCCGGUUGACACCCAGCCCUUUGUAUGGUAUAUCGAUGCUCGUCAUGCUGUCCGCAGAGGACGAGUACACACCACCAACUGUCAACAAAGGCGCGUUGAUGAAAAGAUGGGCAGCAGCGCUGGAAAAUGGCCAUGCUAAAAUGGCACCUCCGUCUGGUGUGAUUGCGAACGCAUCGCACACCAUUAAAGAGCAUGCCGCACAGUUUGAUCUUGUGUAUAGGGUCUUGAGAUAUCUGGAAUUGUCGAUUGGGGGCGUCAAGGAAGAAACUUUCCUCAAGCUUGAGGAAAAGUUAAAUCUUCUGGACAGCCAGAAUCCAAGCAUAUAA
Endocarpon pusillum Z07020 is the source of this 1101-nucleotide messenger RNA. RefSeq lists its product as uncharacterized. Bases 1 to 1101 code for a protein of 366 amino acids. The record is from RefSeq and is a predicted model, not a curated record. Lineage: Eukaryota; Fungi; Ascomycota; Eurotiomycetes; Verrucariales; Verrucariaceae. The transcript has a single exon.